This is a messenger RNA of Epinephelus fuscoguttatus (brown-marbled grouper), 3075 nucleotides long. RefSeq lists its product as uncharacterized. Bases 681 to 2081 code for a protein of 466 amino acids. The record is from RefSeq and is a predicted model, not a curated record. Gene Ontology annotation, molecular function: ubiquitin-protein transferase activity. Lineage: Eukaryota; Metazoa; Chordata; Actinopteri; Perciformes; Serranidae. The transcript has 12 exons.
AGAGAAAGGAAGAAUCGUGUGAAAGUGAAAAGCAUGGUGCAGCGGAAACCAUGGCUAAAACCGUGGCAGAGCUGCUGAGGGAGGCCGCAGCUGCUUUGGAACAGCAUCAAGUUCAGCCGCAAACAGCAGUUUCCAACUCAAGUCUUUCUUCAACACCUUCUGCUCCUGAGCGCCGUAACAGUGUUCGAGCAGAGGUUUUGAGGCUGUUCAGUCCUUACCCUGCACGAGGUGUACAACGGAAGUCAACCUCACCAGCCAUCAUGACCAAAAAAUUAAAAAAGACCACAUACACUCACGUUUUCUUCUGCCUGGCUUAAAGAAAGGACAGUGACGUCCCAACCCCAGCUGAGAAAAGAGUACUUGAAAGGGCAGGUCUAGGGGAAAGGAAAAUCACAUUCCCAGAUAAAUACUGUGGUGCAUCUGACUUUUCCGAUCACCUAGAGUUGAACUUUCCACAACUAAAGCACUGUGGUGGGUUUCAACUCCUGCAGAAACGGGGCUCUACAAAGUCCAAGGUCUUGGAAAUCAUUCCUUGCCCAAAGGAUGGGUAUACUCCAGAGGGCCUGUGCAACAAAGAACUUGGAGUGGGGGCAGCUGUGAUUUACAUAAGGCCACUCCAAAAAGAUAUUGACCUGCAGGAUCCUCCCAGUGUGACACUCACUCCUCAAACAUCUGGACCAAUGGUGGAAUGUGUCUACUGUGCAGAGAUAUUUAGCUUCUCUGAGAUUCAAGGCCACAUUGACUGUUGUGAGAAAAAAAAUAAUUCAGAUUCAACUGCUGAAGAAACCUUUGAGAAUCCCCCAUCAGGAAGCUCAGAAGAGACCCGGGCAGGAACCUCAGCUGCUGCUAGCUCAUCAAGCAACCAACAUCCACUUGAAGAAAAUCAAAGUAAUAGCUCUGAAGUUUUCACUUAUAAUGACUUUUCAGAGUGGACAACAGAGCCUGAUGUUUACAAGGCAGCCAACAUGUUUCGACGUCACUUGCUCAACAAUGCUGAACUCAAGCCAGAGUUGGUUGCAAGGCUUGAUCUCAGAUCCACUGAGGAAGAUCGUGAAAGGGAGAUUCUAACUUUCUACAAAAAACCAGGAAUUGACUGGGCAAGCCCAUUUUCUGUUAUACUGAGUGGUGAUACGGCUGUUGGAGAUGGUGUAAAACGGCAUUUCCUGUCUAUGGUAAUGGAAAAAAUCCAGUUUGGUUUCGACCUUGACCUCGAGAGCACUGGCAGAACUCUUCUGUUCAAUGGGACAGGCGAUCACAAGGUCCCAUCCACUUCCAGACCCCUGAUAGAUGGAGACCUUUUCCGAGUAGCUGGACAUGCCAUAGGACAUUCUUUUAUUCAUGGAGGCCCUCGAUUCACUGGACUGAGUCCAGCAAUGUUGCAGCAAAUUGUUGGAAGUAACGAGGAGUCUGCUGCACUUGAGCUUUCUGACUGCCCUGAUACAGAUGUUGUUGAUGUGGUGUCUAUACUUGAUAGUCAGAGGGAACUGACCCCACAGGAACGAUGCGAGGUGAACAACUUGGCCUUUAGCUGGGAUCUUCCUCGCAUCAGUAAUAACAAUAGGAGGUGGUUGGCAGAGAAAAUCCUACAGCAUGCAGUCAUUGAACGGAGAAGAACACAAAUGAAGCAGCUCCGUAGGGGGCUGAAAGACAGCGGUGUUGUCACCAUGAUUAAAGAGCAUCCGGCCCUAGUCGAGGUCCUUUUCCCAAGAUCGGCAGAACAAGUGAUGGACUCACAGACCAUCUUGAAAAGGAUCAUCUGGCCAAUGCCAGAUAGUGAGGAUGAGGAUGACCACAGCAACAUGGAGGAGACAUGCCUGGUCACAGGCUUUUUGAGAGACUACAUUGAAAAAGGGUCUUCUCAGGAACUACAACUCCUCCUGAAGUUCUGGACAGGUUGGAGUAUACCUCCCCAGCACCUUUAUGUUGAAGUAUCUCCAGAAAUUACUCUGCCAGUCACCUCAACCUGCCUCACAACGCUGAAACUCCCACUGCCAAAGUUACCAGGUAUUCAAAGAAAACCUGGAAGCAUCUGUGAGAUCUACAGAGUUUGGGUUUGGGAUGAUCUGAUUAGAGUGAUCUGAGAAACUGUGUCUUUAAAGCAGAGGUAGGCAAUAAGAGAAACCGCACUCCCACAUUUCCACGCCUGGUUUGUAGUUGUGUUUGUAAAAUUUUAGUGAUGCUUGUCUUUAUUUUUCAGCAGUCUGUAAAAAGAUAGUUCUGCUCUCAUGUUGAAUAUAUUUGUAUAGUCAAUCACACAACAGCUCUUUACAGUUUUACAUGAUGGUUUUUGUGUACUGUAUGGCACAUGCGCCCAUGAUGGCACACAAGGUCAUUAACAUGGGCACACAGAGUAAUUCAAUAAAAAAAAUUUAAUAUACUUUUUGGGAUGGCAAAACAUUUUUAAUAAUAAAAUAUAACCUAAUGGUGAAUUAAACGAACAAUUUAAUUCAAAAUAAUCUGAGAUAAUUAAUUAGGCUCAAAAUACACCAUUGUUUUUGACAGCAAGAGAAAUUUGGGCUUUUUGUGAAAUUUUAAAACCUGACACAAGACAUCCAAAAGGUUGCUGACCCCUGCUUUAAAGUUUCAAUGGUGUUACUUGUUUAAAAUUCAUUUCAGACCCCCAGUUGUGAAAGUUGGUGUUUAUCUCUUUUUCAUACUCUUCAAGUAAAUUGCUUUCAGUUAUGGAGCACUUAGACAUGUUAAGGCAUCACUUCAAAGGGACAUUUCCCUUUUUUUUGAAGUGGGGUUGUAUGAGCUGUAGAUUGUUUAUUGUUUACAAAAAGCAUUUUAUCCACCAAAAAAAAGCCUAGCAAAAAAACAAACAAAAACAUAUUGUUUUAAAUGUACAUUAUGUGAUAUUUCCACUGCUUAACUUUGCCAUCAGACAGAGCUGUCUUUUGGCACUAUAUUUUCUCUACUACUAAUAGGGAAGUUAAGCUGUUGAGAAUAUAUUGUGCCAAAAGACAGAGCUUUCAGUUCAUGGCCUGCAUUACAUGCUGGUUCUUGUGGCUGCUUCAGCAAACCUGGAGUGCUCAGAAGUACCUCAUGAGGAACUAUCCCCUUAAACCAGUUAAU